CGCUCGCGUGGUGCUCUCCUUCCCAGCGCGCGAUGGUGGUACAGGGCACCGCCACCCCGGGUCGAACCCGCAGACUUCUCCUCAAGCUGCCAGGCGCGACUCUGAGACACAGCAGCGCAGAGAGGAUGACAGAGGGGCGGCGAUGUCAGGUCCACCUUCUCGAUGACAGGAAACUCGAGCUGCUGGUGCAGCCCAAACUUAUGGCAAAAGAUCUCCUUGACCUGGUGGCUUCCCACUUCAAUCUGAAAGAGAAAGAGUACUUUGGAAUAUCGUACACAGAUGAAACGGGUCACUUCAGCUGGCUGCAGCUGGACCGUCGUGUUCUGGAGCAUGAGUUCCCUAAGAAGUCUGGACCGGUGGUGCUGUACUUCUGUGUCAGGUUUUAUAUUGAAAGUAUAUCCUACCUGAAGGACAGUGCAACUAUUGAGCUGUUUUUCCUCAAUGCCAAGUCCUGCAUCUAUAAGGAGCUCAUCGAGGUGGACAGUGACGUAGUCUUUGAGCUCGCCUCCUACAUACUGCAGGAGGCAAAAGGUGACUUCACAAGUAAUGAGGUCACAAGGGCGGACCUGAAGAAGCUGCCAGCUCUACCCACCCAGGCAUUGAAGGACCAUCCCUCUCUGGCUUACUGUGAGGACCGGGUGAUUGAGCACUACAAGAAGCUCAAUGGUCAGUCUAGGGGCCAGGCCAUAGUUAAUUAUAUGAGCAUAGUGGAAUCUCUUCCCACAUACGGAGUGCAUUACUAUGCUGUUAAGGACAAACAGGGUAUUCCGUGGUGGCUGGGCUUGAGCUACAAAGGCAUCUUUCAGUACGACCACCAGGACAAAGUGAAGCCCAGAAAGGUGUUCCAAUGGAGGCAGCUGGAGAACCUGUACUUCAGAGAGAAAAAGUUUUCUGUGGAAGUCCAUGACCCUCGCAGGGCGUCGGUGACCCGCAGGACGUUCGGACACGGUGGCAUCGCGGUGCACACCUGGUACGCCUGCCCGGCCCUGAUUAAGUCCAUCUGGGCCAUGGCCAUCAGCCAGCACCAGUUCUACCUGGACAGAAAGCAGAGCAAGUCAAAAAUUCACGCGGCCCGAAGCCUGAGUGAGAUCGCGAUUGACCUGACGGAGACUGGAACACUGAAGACCUCCAAACUGGCCAACAUGGGCAGCAAGGGCAAGAUUAUCAGCGGGAGUAGCGGAAGUCUUCUGUCCUCAGGUUCCCAGGAGUCGGACAGCUCCCAGACCGCCAAGAAGGACAUGCUGGCUGCCCUCAAGGCCAGACAGGAAGCCCUGGAGGAGACACUGCGGCAGCGACUGGAGGAGCUAAAGAACAUCUGCAUCAGAGAGGCAGAACUUACUGGCAAGCUGCCAAAGGAGUACCCCCUGGACCCGGGAGAAGAACCUCCAACUGUCCGCCGCAAGAUCGGCACAGCAUUCAAGCUGGAUGAACAGAAGAUACUGCCAAAGGGGGAGGAGGAGGAGCUGGAGAGGCUGGAGCGGGAGUUUGCCAUCCAGUCCCAGAUCACCGAGGCGGCUCGGAGGCUGGCCAGCGACCCCCACGUCAGCAGUAAGAAGCUGAAGAAGCAGAGGAAGACCUCCUACCUGAACGCCCUGAAGAAGCUGCAGGACAUCGAGAACGCCAUCAACGAGUACCGCGUCCGCUCGGGCAAGAAGCCCACGCAGCGGGCCUCGCUCAUUAUAGAGGAGGCAAAUCUGGGCUCUGAAGACAGCUCCCUGUCAGACGCUCUCGUCCUCGACGACGACGACUCCCAGGGGACGGUCACCUUCUCGCCCGCGGCCUCCCCCCACAGGGGCCUGCCGCCCCGGCCCCCCUCCCACAGCCGCCCCCCGCCCCCCCAGUCCCUGGAGGGGCUCCGCCACCUGCACUACCAGCGCAGCGACUACGACAAGUCCCCCAUCAAGCCCAAGAAGUGGAGCGAGUCCUCUCUGGACGAGCCCUACGAGCGCAUCAAGAAGCGCUCCUCACACAGUCACACCAGCAGUCACAGGAGGUUCCCCAGCACGGGGAGCUGCUCGGAGGCUGGAGGGAGCGCCUCUCUGCAGAGCAGCCCGGUCAGGACCCUGCCCCACUGGAACUCCCAGUCCAGCAUGCCCUCCACCCCUGACCUGAGGACCCGCGCCCCGCACUACGUCCACUCCACCAGGUCUGUGGACCUGAGCCCCACACGGCUGCACAGCCUGGCGCAGCACUUCCGCAACCGCAGCUCCAGCCUGGAGUCCCAGGGCAAGCCCCCGGGCUCGGAGCACGAGACGGGCAGCCCGGAGUUCUGCCCCGCGGGCACCCGCAGCAGCAGCAACGGCUCGGACCCGCUGGACGACUGCUCCUCCUGCACCAGCCACUCCAGCUCCGAGCACUACUACCCCGCCUCUGCCGGGGGCAACCCCAACUACUCCACCCUGGCCGAGGACUCGCCCUCCAAGGCCCGCCAGCGCCAGCGGCAGCGCCACAAGUCCGCCGGCCAGCUGGGCUCCUCCAACUCGGGCAGCAUGCCCAACCUGGCGGCCAAGAACGGGGUGGGCGGCGGAGGAGGGCAGCACGGGGUCUACCUGCACAGCCAGAGCCAGCCGUCCUCGCAGUACCGCAUAAAGGAGUACCCGCUGUACGUGGACGGCAGCGCGGCCCCGGUGGUGGUGCGCAGCCUGGAGAGCGACCAGGAGGGCCACUACAGCGUCAAGGCCCAGUUCAAGACCUCCAACUCCUACACGGCCGGGGGCAUGUACCGCGAGGCCUGGUCCGGGGCCGAGGACGGGGGCGAGGGCAGCGGCGGGCGCCUGACCCCCUCCCGCUCGCAGGUGGUACGGACUCCCUCCCUGGGCCGGGAGGGCGGGGGAGGGGCGAGCAGGACGGCCGUUUCGGACGAGCUGAGGUGCUGGUACCAGCGCUCCUCCGGGUCGCUGAAAGAGCACAGGAGAGAGCCUGGCGGGUCUGGCGUCUCGGACGGAGGGUCUCCGUACGGCACUCUGCAGAGCACCCCGGGACACCGCGCCAGGAAGGCCAAGGGCUCUGCAGCCGCUUCACCUCACAGCCAGCGGAGUGCCACCCCAUCCAGCGAGCUGGCCGCCACUCCGCCCUGCAGCCCACAGCACAUCCUGAGCUGGCAGAGCGGCUCCUACAACGACAAAUGUUUCUUGGACAGUCCACUGUACUCGGACUUAGCGGACGUCCAGUGGUAUGGACGAGAGAAGGCUAAGCCGGGGACUCUGGUCUGACCCCACCCCCCACCCCCCAACUGCUGCCCCACCUCCACCCCUCACAUGAGCAUCCUGCGAGCUUGGAAGUCUGUGGGCAGAACGUCCCCCCGACCAGCCCUCUUCUGGAAGCACUUUCCUCCCCAUCACACCCAUGCCCUGCUCUGGUCCAUGGGCUUGCCCCCUCCCCCACUUCUCAUACUGCAGGGGACUCUGGGACCCUUUGCCCUGUAGGACUGGACAGCACCGUGAGCCAGGCCCCAGACCUAGUGGCAGGCACCAAGUCCCCCGACAAGCCCACAGAAACCACUGUAUGCACAAACAGGAACCUUCCGACCACUGUGGGAGUUUGUGACACAAAGCCACUAGUCUGACCUCUCAGACAUGAUCCAUCUCCAGCGCAAUACUGAUAUCUCCAUACUGCAGAGUGAGCCCAUCGACUAGCUCAACCAGGAUUAACCUCUCUCUUGUUUUUGACGAUGACAGCACACUCUUUCACCAUUCCGGAAGCUCCUCGGCUCGAUCCAGAGGAUCUGGAAAAGAUAUGGGUUGAUAUCGGGGUUCUUGUAACAGACCAAUACGUGUUUUCUUUUUUUCAUUUUCAUGUUUUGUUUCAUUCAGAAAAAUAGCUGCCAAGACAGAUUUUUGCCAUCUCUUGAAAAUCUCAAACUGUUUUUGAGGAGGUGUUUUCCUACUGGAUGUUGUGCGAGGGUCCGCCUGUCGGAAUAUCCCCAGAUCAGUCUUUAUCCGCCACAGUGCAUCUCCUGAGCCCUCCCACUACCAAAGAUCCGCUAUCCUAAAGGAACACGGGAUUUGACAGAGGUUGACCCUGACCAAUCCUUAUAAGCAGCACCAGCUUUCAAACAGCACAGUGUCCAGGACGUUCCAGACCCCCCUCCUCCCAGUGCUGGAAUCCCUUAGCCGCAACGGUAAUGUUUCUGCCAGAACUGAUCUCUUUGACUUUGCUUGACUGCCUUCUCAGCACUUCACAGUGAAUCCUUCUCCCACUGAAACCGCACAAAGCUGAGGAACAGUGUCUACGUAUGUUUGCAUCUCCAGCUCUCUUAGAAUCGAUGAAAUUGUUGCUUCAUUUAAUUGUCUUGGAGUCACUCAAACCCUUUCUACAUGCCAUUUCCUGUCAGAUGACCCCACACCUAUCAUUUGGUUAGAUAAGACUGCAUUUUUAGGAGUUUCUGGUGUUUGUUCACAGCUAUGAGAAAUUUGUUCAAUCAGAUCCUCAGAUCUCAGCAUUUGCACAGUGGUCCAGAUGCCAAUGUAGUGAAUAAUUAGAUUGUUUAGAGUCCAGUGUUAGUGUUUGAUGAUUAGGGGGGAUAAGUACCCUCAUGAGGAUCCUUGUCUCAGGCUAUGAUAAGUGCCCAAGUUCUCUCUCCGGAUCAACAGAAGUGCCAGUCCACUAUGGUGCUCUAUCGCGUGCGUGGCCUGGAACAGCCAUGCAGCAGCUACUCAACAAGCCAACAGUGCUGACUGCCUAUAAAUACUCAGUCUGUACGUAAACAAGAGGUUGUGUUUUCUCCACAUACGCAAAAGGUUACCAGUUAGUGCAGCAUGUUUUUUAAGUUGCAGCUCCAUUGUGCAGUGUCCAGUCACUGUAGCACAUUUUUCAUUUGCAGCCCCAUUGUGCAGUGUCCAGUAAUCAGGAAAAGCUUGUGACCAUAAUUUAAUCAGUGGUUUAUUGGUCACCCCAUUCACAAUGUAAUCUACAAUGUUGCCACAACCCAAAAAGGUUGUUGAAGCAUUCUCUGUACAAAGACCUCUGGAAUAUGAACAGAGGUGCAUUGAAUACAAGGCAUGCUAUUGCAACAAUUAGGACUAGAUAAUGUUAUUGGUAUGAAAUACACAGAAUGGAAAGAAAAAGAAAGACCUCAGAUCCUGCGGUGCAAGAUGGCAAAACGGUAGAAUAACAGUUGACUACAUUUGGGACAUAAAAUCCACAGAAGUGUCUCACUAAAAACAAAGCUGUCUUUACCAAACAUUGGUAGGACUAUGAUGGAUCAGGGUGCUGUCAUUAAAAGCAUAAAAAUAAAAAAUAGCAUGUUGUAAGUGAACAGACUGAGGGUCAACAAUAUUUCACAGUUUAAAAUAUACUACAGUCCAGGGAUUUCCAACCCUGGUCCUGGAGUACCCAUGUAUAUGCUGGUUUUUGUUUUAACUGUAAUUGCAAAUUCCUGAAGUAUGAAGAGUUAUUGUUUUUGAUAUGUUUAAUGUCUGACAACAGACGAUUUACCUCACUAAAGCCACAUUGUGAAACACUCAUUUUAAAAGUAAUGAAUAUUCCGUAUUCAGUUAAGGGCUUUUAAUCCACAAGAUUAGUUCUCAGGGGACUAAUUUUUUGUUUUCCGUACCGUUUUGUGAUAAAGGUUACAUUUUGUAUUGUUUAAUGGGCCUCCAGAUGAAAUCAGUGAAGGCCUAGAUGCUUAAACUGAGGACAUCUAGUAUUUGGAACUAAACCAUUAGUGGAAAAUGAGGAGUUAAAAGAUGAACAAAUUAAAAUGAGCUAAACCCAGUCUGUUAAUCUAUUUAAGAACAAAAUUGUGGAACUAAAACCCUUGUUUUCAACAACCUUAGCUAAUCAACAGAUUGGGUGGAACAAUAUGCACCAUACUCCUGGACCAGGCUUGGAAACCUGCUAUAGCUCUACAUGGAGAACUUAGCACAUUUUUGUAUGGAAAAAUGCACUUCUGCAGAGACAACAUUGUGAAAAAACAGAAUGUGCAUUUAUAUAAUUGUUUUAACAAAGCUGAGAGACUUGAUCUGUGGGGUGGGGAGUCUGCAAUGUAUUAAAAGUGACUUUGAGGGUUUGAGCUGUUGUAAAAAUAGCUUGCUUCUGUACUUCUUCAGUUGAGGGUAAUACUAUUCCACUGAAAACACAGGGUUUUACACAUGCUGAGCUAUGUGGUAUUACAUGUGGACUUGUUGGAGGUUCUUUAUAGCAUCAGCUAUAGAAGAGGAUAAAUGGAGAUGUGUGGACGCCAUACUUUUGACUUUCCUUCCGCCACAUGUACCGCAUGUACACACUUGCAUUUAAUUGAUAUUUUAAAAAGUGAGGCGUAUUAAAAAGCACACCAUUCAACCAAUCAAAAUGGUCGACAUUAUAUGGCGUGUGAUGAUGCUAUAGGUUGAGAGUAGGGUUUGGUAGUCCGUGGAGCGUUUUCCUCCCCUACCGUUGUGUACAGGGUUGCUGUAGCAAUACAGAACACAUAACAAGGAUGAUAGCAUAGCAGGUUUCAAAUUUCACUGUUAGAAGCUCUGAGGACUAGCUCUGAGCAGAUGAAAUUACAGUGAAAGUAAUUGUAAACGUAACACUAUUCCGCCCCAUUUGUCCAUAAAUUCCCAGAUUAUUGUCAGUCCAUAACUUCUCAGUCCCUCACAGUAUAUUGGUGUGCUGCUGUUUGCUAUUCAUUGACAUUCCACGUGUGGUAAAUGUGAAGAGGUCCCAUUCAUUGUCCAAGAAGGACAUUUCCUUAUUCCUCCCAAGCAUGUUACAGAGGUACAUUGUGGAUCCUGGAACAAAUCGAUGAAAAUUACCGUCUGUUUUAAACGGUGCCCUCCUGUCUGUCCAUAACCCUGUGGUAAUUUAUGAUAAUCAAACCCGAGAAUGUGUGUCGUACCUUCUACCUACUCACUAUCGCAACAUUGCUGUACUUAUUCAGAAUAAAAGUAACUUUUUUAUAUUUAAAGAAGAAUAAACUAACACAUCCAUCGUCAUUUACAGCAGUGAAAGGCAGUCUGUCUUUAAAAAGAACAUUGACCGUUGUUUUAUUGAUGUCCAGUUAUUUUUAGGUAAAUCCGUAUUAGAUUUUAGUUCAGGCAUAGUAACAACUCUUUCAGGUGCUACAGAUUGAGGUGUGGAAUUUCCUUUACUGUCAUCAAUAAUCAUAAUAUCAGUUGUGCAUAAUGAAGGACAUUAGUUUUAAACUAAAACUCUCCCUCCAUCUGACAGUACAGCAUGUAUCAGGAUUUUGUUAGGUUCUGUUCAACUGUAACCAAACAAAAGCUAUAUGUUGUAGAAAAAAGAAAAUGUGGAAUUGUAACAAAAAACAAAUUCCGCUGUUAAUUUAUUCUUUUUUUCUAUUAAGAAUUUGUAUAGUAACUUUACAUUUUUUCAAACUGUGUUGUUGGCAACUGAUAAUGAAUUUUUCCAGAUGAGAAAACUUGGUGGUUCUUGAGAUUAUGAAAAUAAAUUAUUGCUGAAUGUUCUCAAAAUGGAA
Messenger RNA from Conger conger (European conger), 7420 nucleotides. RefSeq names its product FERM domain containing 4A (gene frmd4a). Bases 33 to 3212 code for a protein of 1059 amino acids. Gene Ontology annotation, cellular component: bicellular tight junction; cytoskeleton; adherens junction. Gene Ontology annotation, biological process: establishment of epithelial cell polarity. The record is from RefSeq and is a predicted model, not a curated record. NCBI's taxonomy places the organism in Eukaryota, Metazoa, Chordata, Actinopteri, Anguilliformes, Congridae. The transcript is spliced from 23 exons.